Messenger RNA from Esox lucius (northern pike), 1857 nucleotides. RefSeq names its product solute carrier family 25 member 11 (gene slc25a11). Bases 163 to 1077 code for a protein of 304 amino acids. The transcript has 8 exons. Lineage: Eukaryota; Metazoa; Chordata; Actinopteri; Esociformes; Esocidae. The record is from RefSeq and is a predicted model, not a curated record. Gene Ontology annotation, biological process: thiosulfate transport; malate transmembrane transport; phosphate ion transmembrane transport. Gene Ontology annotation, molecular function: oxaloacetate transmembrane transporter activity; succinate transmembrane transporter activity; antiporter activity.
GUGCGCGCGCGCUCCUGCGUGUCACCUUGCUUGUUUGGUUUAGAGGUAAAGCACGGGCUAGUAGCUGAAGAGCAGUGCGAAGGCUGUGCUAGGGUUGUUACAGAGGGACUGUCUUCCCGGUAGGAAUAACGGUAACCGGAGAGAGAGAGCGAUAGGGACAAUAUGGCGGAAACAUCCAAACCGAAAACCUCUCCUAAGGCCAUCAAGUUCCUCUUCGGGGGUCUGGCGGGAAUGGGAGCCACUGUGUUUGUUCAGCCACUGGACCUGGUUAAGAACAGGAUGCAGCUGAGCGGUCAGGGAGGGAAGGUUCGGGAGUACAAGACAUCGUUCCACGCUCUGGCCUCCAUCCUGAAGAAUGAAGGCCUGGGUGGAAUCUACACAGGUCUAUCAGCAGGGCUGCUCCGCCAGGCCACCUACACUACGACCCGGUUAGGCAUCUACACGGUUCUGUUUGAGAAGAUGACGGGACAGGACGGGACCCCUCCCAACUUCCUCAUGAAGGCUGUGAUCGGUAUGACGGCUGGGGCCAUCGGAGCCUUUGUUGGGACCCCUGCUGAGGUUGCCUUGAUUAGGAUGACAGCUGAUGGACGUCUUCCCACAGACCAGAGAAGAGGCUAUUCUAAUGUGUUCAAUGCUCUGGUCAGAAUAACCAAAGAAGAGGGUGUCACCACCUUGUGGAGGGGCUGUAUUCCCACCAUGGCUCGUGCUGUUGUGGUCAACGCCGCCCAGCUAGCUUCCUAUUCUCAGAGCAAACAGGCUCUCAUAGAGACAGGGUAUUUUGUCGACGGAAUCUUCCUUCAUUUCUGUGCCAGUAUGAUCAGUGGUCUGGUAACUACAGCAGCAUCUAUGCCUGUGGACAUUGUGAAAACCAGGAUUCAGAACAUGAGGAUGAUCGAUGGAAAGCCUGAGUUCCGGAACGGCCUGGACGUCCUUGCGAAGGUGAUCCGUAAUGAGGGCUUCUUCUCUCUGUGGAAGGGCUUCACUCCUUAUUAUGCCAGAUUGGGUCCUCACACCGUUCUCACAUUCAUCUUCCUGGAACAGAUGAACAAGGCUUAUAAACUCUACUUCCUGAACUAGAGACUAGAAAUACACAAAAACACACACAAACUCACACACACACAAACACACAUGCCGUGUGAGUGACUUCAUAACCCCUGUCAUGUGACCCUUUCUUCUGACCCCUGAUGAAGCACCAUGCGUUACUUCUGAGGACUGAGAAUGUAACAUCUGAGCCCCCUACCCAGGGUGACAUGCUACAGUUCACACACACACAAACACACACACACAGCAGUGUUGUCUUUACAUCUUUUUUAAAUGUAGAUAAAGUAAAAUGACGUUGGCACUUGCCACAAGCAGCACCUGAAUAUUAUUAUAACAUUAACAUUAUAAAAUUAUAAUAAUAUAACAUGUUAAUAUUAUAUUAUUAUAAUAUUACCGUGUAGUAUUUCACUCACCAACCAUCACACAGGACUGUUUAUUAUAGCCUGGUAGCCACUGGAUAGGUUAUUAUAGCCUGGUAGUCACGGGACCAAAACCUCUGAAAAGUUUAACAUUGGACAUCAACGUUCUUAGUUGUUGCAGAUAUUGAUCCACCGUGCUGUCUACUUGGUCAUAUUGCUGAUUCUACAUUUAAGAAGGGGUGCGAAGAAGACCGCUUGAUUACUGUACUGUAACCAUUAUUUAAUUUAAUGUUUAUAGAAUGAUGUCUUACCGGCCCACGUUUUCAGACCCUAAUCACCAUGCCAACACACAGACCGACUCAUGCCAGGAAGGGAUAUUUCCGUAACCACGGAAACGGAACUCUAUUAAACCUUGAUGAAGUUGGCUGAUUAAAAACAUUUCAUUUUGGGAAAACAA